This is a messenger RNA of Hyaloperonospora brassicae, 1380 nucleotides long. The record is from the annotation of a GenBank genome assembly. NCBI's taxonomy places the organism in Eukaryota, Oomycota, Peronosporomycetes, Peronosporales, Peronosporaceae.
AUGCUCUCGCGUCCCCUCCUCUCGCUCCCUCGCGCGCUCUCGCUCGCGCGUGGCGCCACUCGCCACAGCAGCACGACGAUCCAGUCCAUCCACGCGCGGGAGAUCAUUGACAGUCGCGGCAACCCCACGGUCGAAGUCGACUUGACGCUCUCGGAUCGGCCCGAGGUCUUCCGGGCGUCCGUGCCCUCUGGCGCCUCCACGGGCAUCCACGAAGCGGUCGAACUCCGGGACGGCGGCAAACGGUACGCCGGCAAAGGCGUGCAACAAGCAGUGCACAAUGUCAAGCACGUGCUGGCGCCGGCUCUGCAGGGGUCGGACCCGACGCAGCAGCGGGAGUUGGACGACCGCAUGCGGCACGUGGACGGGACCGAGAACAAGAGCAAACUCGGGGCCAAUGCCAUGCUGGGCGUCUCGCUCGCCGUGGCAAAAGCAGGCGCAGCGGUCAACCAGGUGCCGCUGUACCAGCACUUUGCCGACCUGAUUGGCAACGCGAACUUGGUGCUGCCCGUGCCGAGCUUCAACGUCAUUAACGGCGGGUCGCACGCCGGGAACAAACUCGCGUUCCAGGAGUUCAUGUUGCUGCCGACAGGGGCCGAGAGCUUCUCGGAAGCAAUGGCCAUGGGCUGUGAAGUGUACCACCACUUGAAGACUGUGAUCAAGCAAAAGUACGGCCAAGACGCGACCAAUGUCGGGGACGAAGGGGGCUUUGCGCCGAACAUCCAGAGCAAUCGCGAAGGCGUUGAGCUCUUGAUGACGGCGAUCAACCGUGCGGGGUACGACGGCAAGAUUGGGAUUGGCAUGGACGUGGCGUCGUCCGAGUUCCUGACGAAAGACGGACGGUACGACCUCGACUUUAAGUCGGACAACUCGACGGAGCUGCUCACGGGGGAAGAGCUGGGGCAGCUGUACAAGGACCUGGCAAGCGAGUUCCCGAUCGUGAGCAUCGAAGACCCGUUUGACCAGGACGACUGGGCCCACUACUCGGCGUUUACCAAUGCAAUUGGCAACGACGUGCAGGUCGUAGGCGACGACCUGUUGUGCACGAACCCAAAGCGCAUUGCCACGGCGCUGGACAAGAAAGCGUGCAACGCGCUACUGCUCAAGGUGAACCAGAUUGGCAGCGUGACGGAGAGUGUGGAUGCUGUAGCCCUUGCCCAGAAGAAUGGAUGGGGCGUCAUGACGUCGCACCGCAGCGGCGAGACGGAAGACUCGUACAUUGCCGACUUGGCAGUCGGACUAGCGACGGGGCAGAUCAAGACGGGGGCCCCGUGCCGCUCGGAACGGCUGGCCAAGUACAACCAGUUGCUGCGAAUUGAAGAAGCUCUCGGCAGCGAGGCCAAGUACGCUGGCCACCACUUUCGGAACCCGUCCAAGAUGUAA